Messenger RNA from Tilletiaria anomala UBC 951, 4973 nucleotides. RefSeq lists its product as uncharacterized. The coding region runs from base 475 to 4545 and encodes 1356 amino acids. Gene Ontology annotation, biological process: regulation of transcription by RNA polymerase II. Gene Ontology annotation, cellular component: transcription regulator complex. NCBI's taxonomy places the organism in Eukaryota, Fungi, Basidiomycota, Exobasidiomycetes, Georgefischeriales, Tilletiariaceae. The transcript is spliced from 2 exons. Gene Ontology annotation, molecular function: RNA polymerase II cis-regulatory region sequence-specific DNA binding; DNA-binding transcription factor activity, RNA polymerase II-specific. The record is from RefSeq and is a predicted model, not a curated record.
CUCUCUUUCGUCUUUUGCGUCGUUCGUUACCAAGUUCUAGCGGGUGUUGUUUACGCUGAUCAUCCAACCGUACUCCAUCCAAAACUGAUCCGUCUCUUUCUCCCUCUUCUGUACCAUCAUUGCUACCUCCAACGCUCCCAAUCGACUUCCCAGGUCUCCUCUCUUUUGCUUCAUCUUGUACAUGUUCUGCGCAUGUCACUUGCAGCGUCACGGCCAGCUUUGAUAGCGCCGCCUCUGUCGCUAGCUGCCUGCUUCCAUCUAUCGUCGUUUGUCGACAUUCAACCGUGGUACCAACUCUCUUCGUGGGGGCACCGAGCCAUCGGCUGUGCAUCAUCUACUUUCCCUGCGCCGUUCUUGUGAUUCGUCGCUUCUAUCGUCUACGCUCCUUUCGGCUCAGGCUAACGGAUACUCACCCUCAUCAAGGUUCAUCGUGCCCAAAUCGCGACACUUUGGACACCAGUCCCACUGUCCAAUAUGGACACCCUGCUUUCCUCGCCGAAUGCGGUUCGUAACAAUCUCUUUCCAUCCCCGACCUCGUCCGAAUCGACCAGCUCUUCGUCGACCGGGACGAGCAGCCAUCUCUGCACGCCCGACAACGGGACACACACGCUGCCAUCGGGCAACCUUAGCAACCUGGCAAAGGAUGAUCUCUUCCUGCCUGCGUCCAUCUCUACCGCCAGCGCUGCUUUUGCUUCGUUCACCGCCAGUGGAGGCGACGCGGAUGAUGCCUCUUCCUGGAUUUUCGCUUCUCAUCCACCUACCGAGAGACCCAAGAGUGCGAGUGCGUGCGAUGCCUCGUCCCUUGCUGCCGCACUUGAUUUUCCCUCCGCUAUGUCCAACUCUAUGGGGUGCAACAACGGCAUGACCAGCAGCGCUGUCAGCCUCGGCAAGAGGCUUGGCCACACUCGCAACGGAUCAGACGGUCGCAGACAUAGCCUGCAGCCACUCAUGCCAACGCAAAUGCAGUCCUCCGCAUCCAAUCUUGCGGGCGACAAUGGCGCAUUUACUCUGACGACAAGGGGUGGCGGAGCCGACGGCAGCAACAGAAAGGCCUCGGAAGACAUUCCGCUUCUUGGUAGCAGCCCUGGCUUCUUGCUAUCACCGCCGCGUCUCACCGUCAGCCUUUCGCCCAACGUCGGUCACCGUGCCUCUGGGGGCCAGCAAGCGCAGCGCCAAAGUCAACAACUUGAUUACAGUUCACUCAACGGCACACCAUCGCAGGAUGACGGCAAACGUCGGCGCAUGUCCUUUCAGCCAGAUCAAGCCAGCGCACACAGCAACGGUCCUGUCGAAAGCGGAGAGCUGACGCUCGAGCAACUACUGCAGCAGACGCCUCCGAAUCAAAACAUCUGGAAGCAGAUGCAGCAGCGUCAGCUCAUGAACAGUGUUGAGGCAGCUUCCGGCGGCAGCAGCUGCAGCAGCCGUGGCGCAGGCACGUAUAGCGAGCUCAGCGGCCACCGUGAGAACUCGAUCAACGACACUCCUAGCACGACCAUCAUGUCUUCUGGUGGUGUCAGUUUCGGCCUUCAGCGUUCUUUCAAUAACACAAGCAUCGAUGGCGGCAACGGCACCCUGGGUGACCGUCUGAAAAAGAGUGGCAAAAAUCGCAGUGUCGGCUCCAGCGCAAACGGUGACGUCGCAGAGGAUGGAGACGACGACAACGAGGAUUCGGCUGCGAAGGCUGCUCGCACAGCCAACAGACGCCUCUCGUUCUCUGGUGCUCUGAAUAGUGGCUUACUCUCAGGCUUCAACGCGGGAGAACUGUUGAUGGUCGCACGCAGCGCUUCUGAUGGUGAUAUAUUGAAACCUUCAUCUCAGCCGCAGCUCCACAUCCAGCCUGAGCCACACAAACAAGACUCAAAGCAGAAUCAGCAGCAGAAGGACUCGCCCCGUAGCGGCUCGCCAUUCAUCACCAUUGUCCCCAGGCCGCCUACCACCACCAUUUCGAUCCCCACUUCGGUCAGUGCAAGUGCCAAUGUCAGCAAGGCGGAGGAGGUGGAGAAGAGCGCAAAGGCACCGACCAAUACCGCGGCUGAUGUCUGGCCCGAUGAUGUCGAGGUCGCUUUCUGGGAGGCCCUCCGCAUGAUUCCCAAACUCGGACGCCGCAAGGUCUUGGUCCACGGUAAGCCAUGUGGGCGCAAUGAGCUCAUUGCCGAUUACAUUGAGCGCAAGACAGGCAAAUCGCGCACGAGGAAACAAGUCUCGAGUCAUAUUCAGGUGCUAAAGAAUGUCAAGAAGGACGAUCCUGAGUUCCAACAGCUCAUUGCGGAGCCCAAGACUGAGGAAGACUUCUACAUUCCCGCUGGAGGCAUGAUGUAUGCUCAAAUGCUCGCUAGCUACGGGUACGGUGGCUUGACAGGCCUCACCGCAUACGAUGGCAUCGCCUCUGGCGGUCUCCUCUCACCUUACAGCCCGCACGACGUUAACGGAAGUGGCAACCUACCCGGUAUCAGCACUCCGGUUUCAGCCACUGGCUCCAUGACCAACGCCUUUGGCAACCUGGAGCUUCUCCCACCCUUCGACAAAGGUACAAAGCAGACACCGUGCUCCAUCCUGCCUGCCAGCUUUUCCAUCUGGGUCCACUGCAGCGACAGCGAGGACAAGCACGUCUACUCGUCCUUGGAUACCAACGGUGCGACCAGCGGCAAUAACAACACGACGAUCACCUCGCGCAUGCCGAUGGACGCCAUCCGUCUAGGCCACAUCAGGUAUCCGAAACUCGCGGAGAUGUACCAGCGUCUACCCUGCCAGUUCCUCUACAUUCACGUCCCUCUCUCCGUGCCCCGCGCCGACGUCUUCCUGCCGCAGUUCGACCAAUUCAGCACGCAACUCUCGCUGACCAGCUUGCAGGAAUACCGUCUGACCAGCGUCACGACCGUCUACUCGCAUGGCAAGCGCGUCUUGUCGCUCGUCGAACCUCUCGAGGCACCGCGUCGGAUCGCAGGGCUCAAAAAUAACGGUGGCAGCAGCAGCGCCAGCAGCAACAACACUGGCACGUCUGGCGGUGAUGAUGCCAAGCGGCAUAACUUCUGUCACCAAGCGCCUUUUGCCACAGACUUCUGGGCUGAUUUCCUCAGCCGCAGCCACCCGGUCAACGUCUACAACAAGCGCAAUCCGUCGCCAUCAUUCGGCAAAGAGCCCAGCGAGCGCGCCGCGCUCGGUAUGGCCGUUGCUGGCGUCACGAUUAUUCAAGAGUUUGUCAUCGCCUCAGAAGACAAGGCGCGCAGCUCUCGCGAAGCAGUCUUCCACGGCGAAGACGACCAGCACGUUAGCCCUGGCAGCGCUGUUGGCGAUGUAGUCCUCGUCAUCGCCUGGGACCUCGAGUGCGUCGAGAGCCUCGGUACGAAGGCCGGCACACCGCAAGUCAGCAUCCUCAUGGGCUCUGCACGCCCUUCGCCCACCGCAAGCGUCUGCAGCCUCUCUCCGUCCCCUUUUGCUGCCACCAAGGCGUUGCCGUUCGAGGCUUCGUCUGAGCGCGCUAACAACGUGAGGAGGGACAACGAUGCGACGGCCGCCGCAGCGGCACAGUCGAUCGCAAUGAAGCUCAAUGUGCCGCAGGUCGUUUACACCGAGAGCUCGCCGAGGAGCGACGAAGCUAGUAGGCUUCUUCGCACGUCCUCGACAAACUCCAGUUCGCUUCUGCAAAAUGUCACUACGCAAGGAGCCCUUGCUAGUUCCACUGGCAUGAUGGCCACCAAUAGCGCGCCUGGCAACUUGCAUCUUCUUGCCGCCAAUGCGAUGCCUGCACAACAACAGCAAUACCAUCAACAACAACAACAACUUCAUCGAUCGAAGCAGCUGGGUGUCGAAGCGCAUGCUCAUCUGUACUCACCCGCGCCUCUUGGCAUUCAAGGCCUGGAGACCAAGUCUGCGGCAGAAGUUGGGAUGCCUACUCUGCUCCGCAAAAGAGGUAUGUCGAUCAACAAGCCCAACCUGGUCGUCACCAUCCCCCCUACGCCGUUACACCUUCAACAAGGCAGGCACCAAGACAUUGACCUGACCGGCCAUGCGAGCGCCUCACUUGGUCCGUCUACGGGCUCGACUGACUUCAGUGUAGGCGCAUGGGGCAUGAUGCAACAGCGUGCCAUGCGCACGCCGAUCACUCCUUUCCCUCAAGUCGUGCAGACGCCGCUGGAGCCGCCGCCAAUGCCGGUUGAGGAGGAUGCCAAGGCGCAGCGCGAACGACUCGCCAGGGCCUGGGCCGCGCAGGGCUUUGAUCUGACGUCGCCGGUCGUCUUUGACUUUGCUGUGCAGGCGCAUGGAGCGCAGCAGCAUCCGCAACAGCCAACCAAUUCGCAAGGACAGGCCUACACCUCGUACCCUCUCACUGCCAGCCAGUCCAUGCCGACAUUUCAGUCUUCCGGCAUGGACGCUGGCCUGCCUACGUCCAACAGUCUGCAGCUCAACUUGAGCGGUGGUGGCGGCGACGGCAUGAUGCAGACCCAGAGCGGUCAGUUCAUGGGACAGAUUGGCGAGGCGCCGUCCGACGAGUACAUCGAAAGGCUGCUUGCAACUUUCAGCUACUCAGGCAACUUACCGCAAUAAAAACAAGAGAGAAAGAGACGAUCUUUACACAUCAGCAGCGUAUACCAGCACGCGAGAACGACGCACUGUAUACCCGACCGCAUCUAUUUCAAGAGUCGCUUUGUGGGGGGCCACCUUUCGCACCGGCUUUCGCAAUCCAGACACCGCCUAGCAUUUCAGACUCACGCUCCGACCUUCAAGCACGAUUCCUUCCCCUCAUCUCUCUGACCGUCCUCGAUUGACUCGUCUGGACUGGGCCUGCCUUGGUUUAAUCCCUUCUCCCGAACCUCGCACGUAUCCGACUGUAUCCCAUGCAUCUUUUCGCGAACAUCUAAGCCCCCCAUCUUCUAGCCCUGUUCGCGCGGACUGUCGGACAUUUUGAAGACUCGUUUGUCACUCUUUCUAGAUACUUUUAGUGUAGCUUAUUACGAGUCCCGAAAGAAAACAUC